GACUCAUGUAUGACUUGCAAUCUGCAAUGGUAAAAGCGGCAUUCAAUCAACCACGGUAAGCUAUGAGACAGGGUUAUCUCCAACUUCGGCUAUGGGGUUGAGGAGUGGAAGAUGAUGAUCGUCACGAGCCCAUGUUGCUGUUCAUUCAUGCAACGUACGUGGAGUGGCAGCUGACUCCAAGUCCCCCCACUACAUAGGAUUUGUCCAAUCAAUGUAACCCUAGAUGAUUGUGUAUUAGAGAAUAAAACGGCUUGCUCUCUUGUAAGCCGUAAUCAUCAGUAAUAAUCAAUCUCUCUUCCUAUGGAUGUAAGCCUCACACAACGUGAGGAAAGAACCACGUAAAUCAAAGUCUCUCAUUUAUUUCCGUUGCUAUUUUACAUGGUAUCAGAGUGGUGACGAUCCCCUUUCGAUAAUGCGUCAUGAGUCUCGAUGAUGAGUCUACCAUCGUUACUCCGUCCAAUUCUAGCAAGUCACUUGCCGGUCAGUCCUCCCCAGAGCUGCCAUCCGUUUAUCAUCUCACCAAUUGGGAUUGUCCUGGAAAUUUGUUAGUUGGCGAUGUCCUUACCGCCGUACACUAUGGUGAGUGGGUCCUUGAUAUGAAGGACUCCCUUCUUGCUAAAAACAAGUAUGGUUUCGUCGAUGGCACGGUUGCAAAGCCCACUAAUCCCGUCAAGCUUGCUGCCUGGGUUCGGUAUGACGCCAUGGUCAACGGCUGGCUUAAGACCUCAAUGGACAAAAAGAUCCGCAGCAGUGUUCUUUUUUGCAGAGAGUGCACGUGAAAUUUUGGCAGAUCUUCAAGCUAGGUUUGGCCAGGGUAUUGCGUCUCGUGCCUACAAGCGAGUCUGACAAGCGCUCUCAUUCUGCGGGGGAGCGCGAUCGUGGGGCUCCGUAUCGUGAUCGGGGUGCUGGUGAACUUGAACGCCCUCGAUGCACUCAUUGUCAAUGUUUAGGACAUUUGCGGGAGUCUUGAUAUGAAGUAAUUUGGUAUUCACCCCGUGAUCGUGAUCGUCAUAGGGACAGGACGAGGCAACGUCGUGGCUGAACUCUGGGUGCAUCUGGUCGAGACACUUAUGGUUUCGAAUCUAAGGCGGGUCAGGUGGAGGCUGGGGAGAAAAGUCUCGUGGCCGGUUUCAUUCUUGCUCAACUUCAGCAGGUGAAGCAGUUUUUUGGUAGUUCGGAUAAAUCCUUGGAUGAUCC
Molecule: messenger RNA, 1197 nt
Organism: Linum trigynum
Lineage: Eukaryota; Viridiplantae; Streptophyta; Magnoliopsida; Malpighiales; Linaceae
Source: the annotation of a GenBank genome assembly